Messenger RNA from Stylonychia lemnae, 1083 nucleotides. Lineage: Eukaryota; Ciliophora; Spirotrichea; Sporadotrichida; Oxytrichidae. The record is from the annotation of a GenBank genome assembly.
AUGUUCAACUAAUGCACAGACUAUUUGAAUCUCUGCUAAACUAAUCUAGGAGGAAACUUAAGCAACCCCAAAAGUUUACUGACAGGAUAGAAAUACUUUUUCCAAAUUGCUACUACCCAAGAGGAUUAACUGAUUCCAGCAGGAUAUUAUUGCAAUUUUACUUUCAAUGCUGAUUAUGAAACUAAUUACUUGAUGACUGUGCAAAGAUAUAGUAGAUACUCUGUGGAGACUCUAAUGCUAAGACUAAAAUAAGAAAAUAAUGUAGAAAAUCUGACCGACUCACAACUACUUCAAUAUGGUGCAUCGAUUUUGUAGUACAAGAUCUUUAGGAUUAAUGGUAUGUCCAUUUAUGCAAAGAAUAACUAUCGACAAAAGAAUUCAACAUUCAUUAUAACAAUACAAGCAUAAGAUGAGGGAUCAAAUGGAUCUGUUUUUGGUGUUAUAUCGUUAGUCCUAUUCAUCUUGAUGGGAGUUUUUAUUCUAAUAUGUGCUGCUGCCAUUAUUAGAGUAUGUUUGAGAAGAAGAAGAUAUUCAUAAGUUGUUUAAAAUCAGUUGAGAAACAGAGAAUCUCGAACUGCUAUUGUUCAAAUUGCUUAGUUAGAAGAAACAAUGCAGAUUGAUAGACUGAAAACUCUUAUUGGUCUAAUUAAAGAAGAAAAGUUCGAGAAAGCAAUGGACGAAUUUAAAUAAAAUGAGUGUGUCAUAUGCUUUGAGGAUUUCUAAAGAGGGAAGAGCGUACGAAAAUUGCCUACAUGUAAACAUUUGUUCCACACAAACUGCAUCGAUGGAUGGUUCAAGUCAAAGAUAACAGAGGCAGUGCAUAAGUGUCCAUUAUGCAAUGGUGAGAUAUCAAUAGAUAAAAUUAAAGAAGCAAUUAUAAAGAGAAGAUAAGAGAAAUUAAAAGAGAAAGACACACUGGCUAAGAGUACAACCAUGAAAAUAACUUAAAAUCCUAAUAGUCAUAAUUAUGCAAACAAUAACAGAUUUGAGAGGUCUUUUACUAGAACAUAAAAUACAGGAGGAAACAAUAACAUAAGAGCAGAAAUAAACAGAUCCUGUCAUAGACUAGGGACCAAGAUUUGA